AUGGCCUGUCGUCCUUUGUGGGGCGAAGGCAGCGAUCUCCAGCUCAGCUUCCCAAAGCCUCCGCCCCCGGCACGGCCACUCUCAGCACCUACCCGGCGGAACAUCGACGAGGAGUUGCAGCAAUUGGAGGAAGCUCUUCGAGGUCCACUGCCGGUGCGCGAAGAGAAAGAGAAAGCGCCUUCGGAGUGUAAAUCAAGACCAUCGCUACGGGAGCCGGAGUUCAUCGACAUCAUGCAGACUACAGACAGGCCUUUCGGCUUUCUACCCUCUCCUGAGAAGCGAAUGACCUUGAUGCUGCCGCUCAAUGAUGGCACACCAGCAGCCACCGCUUUGGUAGAGGCGAUGCAAGGACAGACCUCACCGCGGAGCGAGCACGGUGGCUCAACCGUCAUGCGACAGCCGUCCGUUUACCGGGAGGGCUCCGUGCAGCAAUCUGUUGGAGAAGGUGCCUCAACGGAGGGAGGUGACAAUCAGUCCAUGGCAGGAGACGAGAUCAUCACCGGCCCGGCGGCCCGAAUGAUGCCGCGGAAGGAAAUCGUCCACAAGGUCUUCAACCGAUUGGCCAACGACGGUGAGGUCCACAAAGACUCGCUUGAAAAGGCGCUGGAGCUUAUGAGUAUCCGUCGCCCUCGUCUAGAAUGGAUGAGAUCCAUUGUGGAUGCACUCACACGGUACACGACCUUGAGUUUCGAUGAGUACUACCGGUUCGUGAGGCUUUAUUUGGAGAAGCAAUGUCUGGAGUACGAGCGCGCCUUCUUUCAGUUCGACAGGGACGGUUCAGGAACGAUUGAGGCUGCCGAACUCACAAGCCUUCUCCUCGAAAUCGGCAUCACGCCGAUGGAACAGGUGGUGUCGGAGCUAACGGCGGAGCAUGACUUGGACAACUCUGGGGACAUGGACCUUGGCGAGUUUUGCGCGGUCCUGGCCAUCAUCAACGAGCGCGAGGGCUUCACCAAAGCUGAGUACGAACGGGUCGGCUCCAGCUGGGAUAUUCAUCCCGGCAUUGAGCCGAAACUGGCCAGCUUGAGCCAUGGAGCAGCGCGCUCCGGGUGGGUGAUGGAGACAGAGUGGAAAGCCAGCACUGGCAGAGUUUCGCUGCUGACACGUUCGGGUGCCACAGUCCGUUUGGCCUACCGCGUCAGUCGGUCGGUCAAGAAGCUGGAACACGAGCUCGCUUCGCAGCCAGAUUUGGACAAGGAGAUUGUCGACAAACGAUGGACCGAAUUGCAUCGGAGGAAUGCCAAACUUGUGCAUCAGCACAUCUUGAAGUAUCGCGGUUUCCUGACGAAGAUCGGUCAGGCGGCCUCCAGUAAGGCAGGCAGCUUGCCGGCUCCCUGGGUCGAGGAACUUCGCAGCUUGCAGGAUGAGCUGCCCAUCUCCAACUUCCAGGAAGUGGUGCGAACCAUCCAGACGGAUUUGGGACGCCCUCUGCAAGACAUCUUCGAGAACUUCGGCCAGAAGCCGAUUGCCUCGGCCAGCGUGGGCCAGGCGCAUGUUGCAAAUCUUCGGAGCAAUCGCAAGAAGGUGUGCGUAAAAGUUCAACAUCAUGGAGUUGGCAGUCUCAUGACGGCAGAUCUCAAGACGGUCGAGUUUAUUGCCGGCCGAAUGGCAAGGUACCACCCGGAUGCACCAGACUUUUCUGACCUGAUCCGGGAGUGGCGUCGUGCCUCGAAAGAGGAGGUGGACUUCUUGCUUGAGGCGAAGAAUGCCACGGAUGCGUCGAAAGCCCUGCAGAAACGCGGGAUAGACGUUGUUUGUCCGAUGCCCAUCUCCGAGUACUGCGGCAAGAGAGUGCUGACCAUGGUCUUCAUUGAAGGCUGGAAGAUUACGGACGUGGACAAGAUGCCAUAUGGAACAGACCGGGAAACAAUGGCUCGCAACCUGGUGCAUGCCUUUGCUGUGCUGGUGUUCCAGGAAGGCUUGAUUCACGGAGAUCCGCACCCAGGCAAUGUGUUUGUCGAGCCGGUUAAGACCAGCAAUGGUGAUACACAAGUGCGUCCCGUGCUUUUGGACUGGGGCAUUGUGAAGCGCUUGGAGAAGGACGAGCGGAUCGCUGCAGCCAAGUGGAUAGUCGCUACCUUGGCACAGGAUAGGCUGCUCUAUGUGAACAGCCUCAGGGACCUUGGCUUCGAGUUCGAUGCGGAUCCUGAUAUGCCGGAGUUCGCAACUUUCGUGGAAGCAUCCUUGGGCCAAUGCGCCUUCAUGUUCCGCGACUCUAUACCCAGCAACUCUCAGAUGAAUUUCUUGCAGCAGAUGCAACAACACCAGGAGAAGGCAGAGAGCCAGGAAAGCAAAACAGGCAAGGACCAGAGCCGCCUCAUCGGGAAGAUCCCGGGGGUUGUGCUCUUCUUCCUACGUGGCUUAGAGAUGCUGCAGAACAUCUGUGGCAUGCUGGAGGUCACGGUUCCUUUUGCGACGAUUAUGCUGGACAGUUGCAUGCCGCUGCUGCAGAGCCAGGGGCGAUGGAGCCCUUUGGCUGCUAUGCCAAAUCCGCCAGGCUGCUCCGCGCUGGAGCAGAAGGUCCGAGCCAAGCUGCAAGCGCUGGACAACCAACAUCUCAUCUUGGCCGCCCAGGUCGCUGUGUUGGACCAAAGCGGGGAAAUUAUGUGCAAAGCGAGCUGCGGGCGGGUGGCCGUCUGCCACGGAGCGGCGAUCUCCGAUGAGACAGUGAUGCCGCUGCUGAGCCUCUCUGCUGGGCCUCUGCUGCUGUGUCUGUUGAGAGCCCUGACACAGCCUUCUGAGACAGGCAAAGCGGUGGCGCUCAGCAGCCCAGUUGCGCACGUGUGGCCGGACUUUACUCAGAAAGGCAAGAGUGCCACCAUUGAGGACGUCCUGCGACACCAGGCUGGCUUGGCGAAGCCUUAUCCAAGUGACAUGUCCUUGAAGGCCUUCUGCAGUGAAGGGCGGUUUGAACGCGCUAUGGCUGAAGCUCCGGCAUGUCCAGAAGGGGACGGGCUUUGUCCUGUUUUUGGCGACAUGCUGGCAACAUUGCUGAAGUGCAUGGGCGCCAGAAAGAGCACGGAAAAUGCUGUGGCCCAGCUUGAGUCCGUGGCUGGUGGGCGUGUGACCUAUUGCACGCCCGCUGGGCGAGGAUUCGCAGCAGAUGUUGGAAGGAAGCCGCAGGAUCGAAUAACUAUGGAGCGAAUCUACGAAUGGCUGGAGGAGAAGGUGGAAAGCUUGGACACAAUGGGCCGGAGCGGCGACGCCAGUCGGCGGCGGUGGCUGUCGUGGGCAGAGAUGGCCGCUGAAAAGCCGUGGCUGCUGGACCCUCUGCUGGUGAACCGCGAGGCAGUCCAAGUGGGGUCUGCCUGUCUCGCUGGUCGUGGUCUUCGAGCCUCUGCCCAAUCACUCUGCAAGCUGUUCGCCGCUGACUAUGUGCCACCAGAGAUGUUGCGCCACAGCUUGCAGCCCGGGAAAACUUUGCGCUUCCGCAACUUGCAGGAGUGGUGGGAUUCCAUCGGAGUUGCCGAGCGAGCCCUUGGUGGUUGGCAGCUCUUUCCCUUCAAGUCCAAGGAUGGCUCUGACUUGCAGGGCUACGGCUUUGCGGAUGGACAGACAGGCUCUAUCGUAAUCCGGCUGCCCAAUGCAACCAUUGUGGUGCUGCUCAGCUCUGUGUCAACAGAGACUCGCCACGCUGGCCGUUCUCUCCUCGACACCAUACUGGGCGAGUUGGGGCUGGAGGCUGCCUGGUCGGCACAGCCGCCACCCUUGCCCAAACGUGGAACCACCGGGACCACGACUGGCGCAGCGGCGGCAUCUUCCGAGCCCAGGAUGUCCGCGGCUGACAGGAGAAGUUCCGAUGAUUUGCAGCAGCAGCUCAAGAAGGUUGAGGCUCAGGUGGCGAAGUUGUCCGAGGUUUUGGAAUUGGUGCUGCCCGGAGCCAGUGCAGCGAUAUGCCGGGAUGACCCGGCUACCGCAACCUUGGCCGGCUUUUGGCUGAGUGAAGAGACCGAAGGCCUGGAUUCUCUCUUGGAGGCUUUGGAGGUGCCACAAAUGGUUUCCUCCAUGGCUUCUGCCGCAAGGCGGAGUCUGCGCAUCGAUGUGGAGGGGAACGAUGUCAAGAUUGCUUCCACGACAUCAGUGUGGAGCCGGCAAAUCGAGGAAACCACGACGAGAUUUCAAGUCGGACAAGCCUUCUCCGGCCAGCAGACGCUGGGGGGGGAAUUCUCCGGUCAGGCUUUUUGGAUAGAGGACGCCGAGGCUGCGAAAGGCGCUCAGCCGCAGCAACUGCUGCAGCUGGUGAAGAAUUUUGCAGCUGAAGGCUUCCAACUUGAAGAAACUUUCAAGAUCAAGUCGGAUGGCCGCCUUGCGCUGACAACAGCACUUAGUAGUGCUCAAAGACAGUUCGGCACGCGCAGGGUGGAGGUGCACAAGCCAGCGGAACUCGGAAUGCUUUGCAAAGCAUUGGAUCCCAAGGAUAUGAUGCUGACUCAGCAGCUCUCUCUUCCAGGGAACAUCAAAGCUCUUCCGAAUGGCAGCCGGGUCGUUGGAAUUGGGCCGGCAGAUGCGAAGGAAGAAGACGAGGCAGCUGAACCGCGAAGCUUUGGAGAGCUCGAGAAAGUACAGCUGCCGGCCUCCAUCUUUCUGCGGCUUGAAACCAUAAGGAGCACGACACAGUUCCGUCGUGAAGGCGCAUCGGAAGGAUUCGGCGCUGUUCCUGCUGAGUUGCUGUCCUCGCUACCACCGGAAGUGCAACAGGCCCUGGCAGAGCGACAGGCCGCAUCGCCUGUUUCAGCCGUUUCCGGCACCUCUUCGGCCUCUGCGCCCUUGCUGUCGCCCGGUCACAAGGCGCCACAAGCCAAGAGAGGCUGGCUGAUGACCUGCGGUGUGGGCUUGGGCAAGUUGUGCCUUGGGUCAUGCGGCCUUGCGGGCAAGGUGCUGCAGUUAAGUGGACGAGCCACGGGCUCCGCCUGCCACGCUCUUUGUUCGGACUCCAUCUCGAAUAGACUGCGAAGAUCAGGGGCCUUGCCGGCGGAUCGUUUAGAGUUUGUCAUCAAGGUGGACAGGACCCAGGAUGCCGGCCUCGGCAUUGAAGUCAACAAGACUGCUGAGGGCAAGCUCAAGGUCCUGCUGGUACAGCCAGGGCUGGUCCAAGAAUGGAACGAUCAGCAUCCCUCGCUGGAGGUGCUGCCGGGGGACAUCCUCCUCACAGUCAAUGGGCAGAAGGGAGACGCAAAGCAGCUGAUGGAGUUCUGCCGCCAGCAGCAGCCCUUGGAGCUUCGGUUUUGCCGGGAAGCGCCUUCUCUUUCCGUAGCACCGGUGAAGGACUCCGAGCCAAAGCCGCUGAAAAGCGAGCCUUCGCUGGCAGGUGGAUUGCAAAAUGAGCCAAAGGCGCCGCUUUUGCCUGAGCUCGAGGACGAAAUCCAGGAGGCCAUUCCCGAGAAGCCGACGGUGAACACCGGCCAGGCUGCGACCAAGCCCCAGUCGAAGUCUGUACGAUUUGAGAACGGCACAGGAGCUCUGGACAAAGCUUCCGGGGCGGAGCAUGGGCAGUUGGGACAAACAUCCUCGAAACGAGGUGUCCAGGGAGGAAGCUCCAGCAGUUCGAGCAGUGCGAGAGUGCCGAGAAAACAAGCGGAUACUUCUGUUUCGGCGGCCCCUCACCGCCAGAGCCAGGACCUCCAGGAUCCGGUAGUGGGGGCAAAGUUCACAGACCCACGCGGGAGGUUGGGCAACGCUUUAGGCAUUGUUGCCUUCUCUCGCUUUGGCACGGACGGCCAUGCUGAGAAGCUAUGCCGGUCGCAGAUCUUCUCAAACAGCUUCGAUCACGGAGCGUGCAGGCUUGUCGUCUCCGCUCCAUGCAGCAGAGCAACACAAAAGUUCCGCAAUGCCGAAGCUGCAUACCAGGCCACCUGGAACUGGCCUUUGGCCAGCAUGUUCCAGGAGCUUAACGCCAUGGCCGCCAUUAAAAAAGUGCAGCGUUUUGGCAGCCAUCGGGACAAGUCACGUGCAGGCUUUACGAGCAGCUGGGCGGCCAUGCAAGCCGUGCUUGAAGCGAAAUUUGCCCCGGAGUCACAAUUCGCAGCGGCGCUUCUGCGUACCAACGAAGCAUUCCUCCUGGACACAGGCCCAGGUGACGUGGAUCCAUCGGACAUUGCAGAGAAGGAUCUUCUUGAGAACUGGCUGGGCAUGCUUCUCAUGAUCCUGCGAGACAAUCUGUCCGGAAACAGCAGCUGGGCCAGCUACUUCGAAGGAAUGGUUUUCAAGCACUCCUACACCCUCUACAACGACGCUCAGACUGGUGGACUCGAGACCGACCAGCUCUUGGCUAUGUUGGGCUACUUGGGCUACGAAAUGAGCGCGGAGGUCGUGGCCAAAAUGCUGGAGGAAGUGGACAUAGACGGGAGUGGCACGUUGUCAUUCUCGGAGUUUUUGAUCUUCAUGCGGAAGAUCCGAGAAGAAGAACUUGAGCGAUUGGAGGAUGAGCUGGAACGACUGUCAAACUUGCCAUCUGGAGACAAAGAGGAUGUGUUGACUGGUUUACUUCGCAUCAUGGGCUACGUGCCGGACAAGGAGGCUGUCCGUGAUGCUGCAGUUGACAGCAACAUCAGCCUGGCCAAGCCGACGGUUCGACGAGCAAGCCUGGCCCAGCUGUUGCCUAACUCCGGGAAGCAGCCGGCUGGCUCAGUGUCUGCCGCCCCAACCUACAAGGCCACUGUGACCCUCUCGGAAGCAUAUCGUUUCCUGGAGGUGUACCGAUGCCGUGAAGGCUUUACACGAGCAGAGGCCAAUGAACUACAGGAGUACUAUAACCGUUUUGCACAGACAGCUGGCCCCGCAGACGCGAAGCGCAUCAGUUCCUACGAUGCUGCCAGGGCAUUGACGUGGCUCGGCUACCGCGCCUCGCACGAGGAUCACCAGCUGACUUUCUCCAAGGUAGACGUCGGCAAUGCGGGCAGCAUCAGCCUUGCUGAGUUCAUGAAGUUGGUGCGGAUUUAUCGUUCGGUGGAGUUGGAAGAGAUCCGUGCCUCUUUCCUCAGGAUUGGUCUUGCUGGCGGCACUGAAUCGGGCGAGGAGGGUCGCCGGGCGGCACGACACAGUCUGGCCUUCCUCGGCAUGGGACGAAGUAGCACUGAGAAGGCCUCGAAAUCUCGGGACGUGGAAGAUGCAAAGUACGGAGUGCUACGCAAUGCUGUGACGAAGCGCAGUCAGAUGCGGGCAAUCGCACAGAUGCACCACGGCUUCGGCGCCGACGAGGUUGAAACCAUGCAGUCCAGGUUCUCCCAAUACGACUCCGACGGCAGCGGCGCCAUUUCGGCAGCUGAGCUUCGUCUUCUUUGUCAGGAGAUGUUGCCCAAGAUCGCCACCGACCCCAAGUCUCGGCCGGAACUGAUCCGUCUGGUCAAGGAGAUGGACUCUUCUGGAGAUGGAAAUCUCAACUUUCACGAGUUUCUGAAAUUGAUGCGUGACUUGGAAGACAGCCAAAGAAAAGCAAAGUACGCGAAGGAAGAGCACAUUGUUGAUCAGCUGCCCUUCACCAGUCACCAGAUUCGGGACUUCCGUGAGAUCUUCAUUGAACACGAUGAGGACCGUGAAGGCUUGAUUUCCUUUAAGGCGGUACAGACACUCUUGUCUGUACUGAUACCAAUGGGAGAUCGGCGAGUUCUUCAGCUCUCCGAGAUUUGGCAGAGGAAUGUCCACGUGCCCAUGGCGCCAGAAGACCUUCAGUCCUGGACCCUGGACUUCCCGGACUUCCUCUUGCUGAUGCACGAACUGUUGGAGACGGAUUUCUGUGGCAUCAAGGCCAAGAGUGCCGCUGCCGUGACUGAGAUGGAGAGGCUGAAGAAAAGAUACAAGGAGCCGUCGUCACCGAGGUCCGUCAAGCCGUCUUUCACCCUCCCAGCUACGACGGACUCUCUCGUGCCGGAAGACGUCAUGUUAUCAUCCAAGGACAGCGGCAAGAGCAAUCAUGCCAGAGCGAGACACGCAUCCGCAACCAACGCCGCCGCCGCCCCCUCGCGGACCUCGGAGCAAAUUGACCAAGGCGGUGGAACCAAGAGCGGGCUCGUGCAGUUCUGCCAGCGGCGCAGAUGUGAGGACUGGAAGGAGGCCUUCCGCCAGCUACUCGCUGGCAGAGUACCAGAGGCUUCGGAGCUUUUCCGGUUCUUUCAGCGGUUUGACGAUCACAACAGAGCGCUUGGGGCACGCAACAACUUCGAGGGGAACACCACCGGCAUUUGCAAUAUGUUUUGGGAGCACUUCCAGCAUCAGGCGAUGCCAGCGCCUUCCCCGCUAUUUUUCCUUCAUUUCCUGAUCAAGAUCAUCGAGUACAUGUUAGCAGGCUAUUUGCAGGGUGUGGCUCAUGUCGCGGCCAGACGAGCGGUGGCCAUGGCCUGGUCCCUUUUGGGUUCAACGCAAGAAGAUCUCCGAGAAGCGGUGUCAAACCAGUCGGUCGAGCUCAUGCGCUUUCGAGGACAUGAUGUGGCAUACCUCUUCCAUGGACCUAUGGUAAUUGUCCGCAAAGCAGCAACUUGGCAUCGGUGCAAGGACUAG
Messenger RNA from Symbiodinium sp. CCMP2592, 8493 nucleotides. Lineage: Eukaryota; Dinophyceae; Suessiales; Symbiodiniaceae. The record is from the annotation of a GenBank genome assembly.